This is a messenger RNA of Blepharisma stoltei, 1603 nucleotides long. The record is from the annotation of a GenBank genome assembly. NCBI's taxonomy places the organism in Eukaryota, Ciliophora, Heterotrichea, Heterotrichida, Blepharismidae.
AUGCUUGCCAGAAGCGAGAUUCUUCAGUUUCUCAAUACAUGUGAAAUAGCGAGCUUAUACGUCUUAAAUAAGAGCCAUAAUAAAAGUUUGAAAGCUGAUCGAGCAAUAAAGUCUAGUAUAUGAAGAGGUGACCUCCCAGAUGAAGUCAGAGCCAAGUACUGAAUUUAUCAGUGUCCACUUUACACGUAAAAUACAAUUAGGAGUUCAGGAAGAUUCUCGAAAACUUCUUAGAAUUUCAGAUCCAACCGCUAAUACUUAUGAGCUUAUUCAGUUGCGCAUUGAGCUAGGUGAAGGCUUAGAAGAAAUAGGAUUAAACAUUGACACUGUUAAAAAUGAUAUCGCCAAAGAUAUCCCACGAACCCUUCUUGUCGCUAACUCUAAGCGAGAACAAGAAAAGCUUUUUAGAAUUUUGCUAGCCUUAGCCUAUGUAAAGCCAAGUAUUGGGUACUGCCAAGGAAUUAACUUUCUGGCCUCGGUCAUUUUGAAAGUCGUAAGAAACGAAGAAGUCGCCUUUUGGCUGCUUCUAGGGGUAAUCAAAAAGUGGGAUAUGGAGAACAUGUUUGUGCCUGGAGUCCCUGAUCUCUCUUUGAGAGAGCAUCAAAUGAACCAUUAUUUUAUGAUUUUGCUCCCAGACCUCUAUUCUCAUUUUAGAAGAGCAGGAAUUACUAGCAGCUUUUUUAUUACGCGGUGGUUUAUGACAUUAUUUUCUACUUAUUUGCCUUUUAGCACUCUUGUAAAAGUUUGGGACUGCUUUUUCUUGGAAGGGUGGAAAGUUAUAAUAAAGGUCAGCAUUGCGAUAUUGAAAGAGCUAAAACCGAUGUUUCUUCAAAUGGAUGUGGAAGAAAUUUCAUUUGUAUUGAGGGAUACACAGAAAGAGUUACAUUUAGAUUAUAAAAGUUUAUUAGAAAAAGGAUUUGGGAUUGUGGUUAGUUCAAAGGAGCUGAAAAAUAUAGAAGAAAAUUUUUAUAAGGAUCAAGCUAAUUUGAAAAUGCAAGCAGCAGAGCAUACGCAUACUUUGACAGACCAAGAAAUGAUCAUGCUACGAUGGGCGAAGUCACAGCUGUCAAGCAUCGACCCACCUACCAGGAAAGAUAUAAAGGAGUUUCAAAAAAAGUUGGAAAAGCUAGAUAUUGAUCUAGAGACUUUGCAUAAACAUCAUUUAUCAGUAAGCAUGGAACUCUUACAUGUACAAAAAGAAAUAGAGUCAUUAGCAGAGAAAAAAAGAAAUUAUUUUAGGAUAUUAAAAGAUAUGGAAACAAAGUUCAAACAGUCCAAAUCUUUUUUUAAAAAAUUAGUUCCAGGUAAAAUGAAAAAGAUUUUGUCCUCCAAAACUGGAAAUAAAUUAAAUAUAACCGAAAUUAAACAAGAAGACAUAGCAGAUUGCCAACAAAAAUUGAAUUAUAUCGAACAAGAAUUAAAAGAACUGUAUAUGCAGCAAAAAGAAAAAUAUUCUAUUUAUCGAGACGCUCAAACUCGAGUUGAAGAGCUUAAAGAGAAAAAACAAAGUUACUCUGAGCAGUUAUGUGAAUUUAUUUCACUCCAAAUGGUGAAAAAUGAUAGUAGUCCCAGAAUCAGGCAUACUCCACAUCCAGUUAGUUUUUAA